Anguilla rostrata (American eel) is the source of this 3422-nucleotide messenger RNA. RefSeq names its product 5'-nucleotidase domain-containing protein 3-like. NCBI's taxonomy places the organism in Eukaryota, Metazoa, Chordata, Actinopteri, Anguilliformes, Anguillidae. Bases 101 to 1885 code for a protein of 594 amino acids. Gene Ontology annotation, molecular function: 5'-nucleotidase activity. The transcript has 14 exons. The record is from RefSeq and is a predicted model, not a curated record.
AAAUUCUAUUUACAAGGAGGAGAAAGCAUCGAGUUACAUUACAUGCUCUUUGCAAGGGGAAGAGACGAAUGGGGUACACAGGACCCUGAACACGAGAAUCAUGUCGCCCUUGUCAAUUUCUUUUCAGAGGCUGCUUAGAAACGCGGACAGUUUGCACAGACUGCCUGUGUCCUUAAACGCUUUGCACACGCAAGGCGGCGUAAGGAGUCGAUGCGACAGACCUCUUCGGUCGUGGAGACCCCGAUCUUGGCAGCACCGCUUCGGUGCGUUCGGAGCUUCAAGGAGAGCCGAGCCGGUCUUGGCUGCCUUGACACGGCGUUGCCGCCCCCAAUUUACGACGGCAACACUGUGCACCUCUUCUGACAGCGGUCAAGACAUGACCAACUGGCUGUGGUCCAUUUACAACGAGACCAAAAAACAGACCGAAGCAGAUCUGAUACCGAUACUAUCGAACAGCUUUGUGAAUCCGGACACCAUCUUCGCCAACAAUGAGAUGAGCCUCCAGGACACCGAGGUGUACGGCUUCGACUACGACUACACCCUGGCCUUCUACUCCAGCCACCUGCACACAGAGAUCUUCAGCGUCGCCCGCGACAUCCUCAUUCAGCAGCACAGGUACCCGGAGGGCCUGCGCGAGUACGACUACAUUCCAGACUUCGCCAUUAGAGGCCUGCACUACGACGUCCAGAAGGCCUUGCUGAUGAAGAUCGAUGCCUUUCACUACAUUCAGUUAGGGACGGUGUACAGGGGUCUUCACCCAGUGCCGGAUUCAGAGGUUAUUGCCUUAUAUGAAGGGUGCCAUGUGCCGCUGGAGAACAUGAGCGACUUCUAUGGCAAGAGCUCCCAUGGCCACACCAUGAAGCAGUUCAUGGACAUCUUCUCCUUGCCCGAGAUGACCCUGCUCUGCUGCGUCAGCGACUACUUCAUGAAGCACAACAUCGACUACGAGCCCGUCCACCUCUACAAAGACGUCAAGGAGGCGAUACGAGACGUCCAUGUGAAAGGGUUCAUGUACCGCGCUGUGGAGGCUGAUAUCGAGAAGUAUAUUUGCUACGCUGAACAGACCCACGCUGUGCUGAAGAUGCUCGCAGAAAACGGGAAGAAGAUGUUCCUGAUCACCAACAGCCCCUUCGACUUUGUGAACCGGGGGAUGAACUACAUCGUGGGGAAGGACUGGAGGGACUUGUUUGAUGUGGUUAUAGUCCAGGCCGACAAGCCCGGCUUCUUCAACGACAGGAGGAGGCCAUUCAGGAGGGUGACUGAUAAAGGGGUUUUGCUGUGGGACAGGAUACACUGCCUGGAGAAAGGGCAGAUCUACAAGCAGGGGAACCUGUAUGAGUUUCUUCGUCUUACGGGCUGGAGUGGGUCCAAAGUGCUGUACUUUGGAGAUCACAUCUACAGCGACCUGGCAGACCUGACGCUGAAGCACGGCUGGCGGACGGGGGCCAUCAUCCCAGAGCUGAGGAAGGAGAUCAAGAUCAUGAACACGGAGGAGUACGUCCACACCAUGAACUGGCUACAGAGCCUGACCGGCCUGGUGGAGCACAUGCAGGUGCACAGAGAUCCAGCCGCAGAAGCCGUAGUCCAGGAGUGGAUAAAAGAGCGGGAGGACAUCAGGUCGCGGACGAAGAACAUCUUCAACGCGCAGUUCGGGAGCCUGUUCCGCACCUACCACAACCCCACCUACUUCUCCCGCCGGCUCUCCCGCUUCGCCGACAUCUACAUGGCGUCCCUGAGCUGCCUGCUGCGCUACGACCUGCGCCACACCUUCUUCCCCCGCCGCAACCCCCUGCAGCACGAGGCCCCCUCCUGGCCGGACCAGGCCAGCGCCGGCGCCAUCAAAACCCCCUUCCAGGCCCAGAGGGCGCAGGUCACGUCCGAGUAGCGCCCCCCCUCCCCCCAGAGACGCCUCCGCUGGGCCUCGCAGCUGGAGCACCCUUAAAAUGGCCGCCGUUGUUGUGUUGUAGGUUUAAUACGCAGCUUAAUAAGCCCCUCCCACCGGGACUGUGGUGGCCGCCCAAUCAGAGACAGUCCUGGGGUUCCUCCAGCGCUUUUUGAUGUUGCCUAGCAAUCUCUGGGUGUUUUUUUAGAUUUGCCUUUUGUGACGUUAAGCGUUGGUAGUUUUCAGCACUCUGCUGGAAUUUGGAACACUUCACCUUUUAUUUGAGCGUGGGUAUGUUUUAUGCACCUGAGAAUUUGAGCACUGACGUGAGAAUGACUGCUCGUGUGUUACUGAAAGCUGAGUCGAGCGCUGCUUUGGUGGGGUGUGCCAAGGAUGCAGGCUGCAGCCCCUCCACACAAGACUGAAUUCAGCAUUCGGCUGAAACCAGGCGCACACAGCACUGCACUCAUUUUCCACAAAACACUAUUUAGGCCUCGUCCCAGAAGGCAAGCGAUGAUAAUACAGAAAGCAAUAAUGUGUUAUGAAUCAAGACGGACCAGAUGGACAAAUGAUUCAGGAGAGGGGGGCCCAGCCCGAAAGAGAGAGCCGUGUGUUAUUAGAGUUCUGCUGGGAAGUGGAAGAGGGAGAGGGAGAACAGAAGAAGAGCAGAAGACAGUAAAACACAGUUCUACUUUCCCAGCUCAGGGAACUCGUUAACCCUCUGAAGAGCAGGCUUUUUGGUGUGGUUUAAAAAACAAAUGUUCUAGAGGCCUCUAGAGGGCGCUGCAGACACACACAGGGGAUCAGGGGCUGCACACGUUCCCUCAACUUUAAUACUUAUUUGAGCUGAAGGUUUAGCUACGGUGUAGCCCUCAUUAAUGCUCCCUCGUUAGUGCUUCCUCGUUAGAAUGCAGCCAGCUGACAUUCUUUUUCUCACCACGACUGUAAACACGUAUAACAAACUGUUAAAUCUCCACACGCUUGGAAGCCAGUUAUUAAUGUAUGACAAUCUGACUACAUACGCGCCCUACGCACACCAAGAUCAAACCACAUGAGAUUCAAAGUCUGUUUUUCUAUAAUGAACUACACUCAUUUAUUAAUUUGUCUUAUUACUUUUAUGGUCUGUGUGGAGUUUUCGGAUUCAGAAUUACAGUUUGGAGUUGUGUAACCGAGUAUUUUAAUUAGCUGUUACUUUUUAAUGUGGUCCUGCUUCUUAUACAUGGGAACAGAAGUACCAAAAAAUUAGCACAUAUUAUUCCCUGAAAUAUAUCGCACCUACUGUAAAAUACAGCACCUUAGUCAACUUUUAAACCUGUUUAUAUGCUGUUUUUUAUUUUUAAAUCUUAAAAGGGAAAUGCUGACUCAUUGUACUACAUUUCACACAAGACCCUGGGGCUGGGAUGAGUAGUUUCCCAGGGGGGAUGACAUCACGGGGAACCAUGGUUACAGAGUUGUGUUUACAGUUCUCUGGAUCCACCUGUGCUCUGUUGUACUGUUUGAAUGUGUUCUGUAAUUAUUUAUUAAAAAUGCCUGACUCCUG